Messenger RNA from Penicillium manginii, 543 nucleotides. RefSeq lists its product as uncharacterized. Bases 1 to 543 code for a protein of 180 amino acids. The record is from RefSeq and is a predicted model, not a curated record. The transcript has 2 exons. Lineage: Eukaryota; Fungi; Ascomycota; Eurotiomycetes; Eurotiales; Aspergillaceae.
AUGGCACCCGAAAUCGAUCUAACUUGGUCCUUCCCCCGACUCGCAAAUUUCGAGCACAUCUUCGAGCUAAAACCAAACGGUCUUAUCCCGACCCACCCACGGCUCCUAGAGGAAUGCCUGACCACAUUCAACUCCCACAAUCAUAUCUUCGGUCUUGCGGAUGUCUAUUUCGCGAUACAUCUCAUUGAAUACGCGGGUGGUGAUGACUGGGGAUUCACUCUUGAAUCCGACUACGCUCGCAAUAUUUACAUUGCCAUGGAAAUAUGCACCAUGGUUCAGGAGAUUGACAUUGAGUCGCUUUCAAGUGGCAAGAUCGCACACAAUCUCAAAAAAAAGGUAUAUUUUCGCUCUAGUGAUAGAGAGGAGUUUAGAGAGUGCAUUCUGGAGGCAUGUGUGCCAUGGAGAGAUGCUCGAGGCUCUGUUGUGGAAUGGGGGAUCGAGUUUCGGUUUCCUGAUCCGCCUGUGGAGCGCAGGAGAGGAGACUUGAGAGUCCUUUCUGAAUACUUCGCUAUGAGUAAUCCAAAGCUAUUUGAGAUGGUUUAA